AAAAAGACAAAGAAGAUAAAAAAACAAAACUAUAGUGGCUAGGAAAGCCCCGGAGAUUCUAUGGGAAAUUGGAAACGUCGAAGUGAGCUGUGGCUUAUAAAUAGGAAGAUGAGGAGAUAACGGGCGAAGGAUAUUCAUGGUGCGAUUGGAUCUUCUUUGAUUCAUUACGACCAGCGCGGUUGUUCGUAUUUCAUUUUCAUUUGCCAAACCAAACCCUAUGUUUGCACUAAGUUACUUACGGAAUCUCAAAUCGUUUCCGAGAAAACUUCGUUCGAAUUGCAUGUGUUAAGCAAAGUGCAAAAACCAACUUCUUAGCGCUUAGCUACUGCCUAUAAGCUUACACCUGCUCUUACAAGAAAAAAAAAAUUUUCAAUGUCCGACUGCCCGAAUCAAAACCUUUCUUUUCUUAUGAUUAGAGGGAAGGAUCACUCCUAAAUGCAGCCUUUAUCAACUAUAAGAUACCACCCGACGCACUUGGGUACUUCCAUCCGACAAUCAAGGCUAGUGUAGCGAAGGGAGCCAAAAAACGUGAGCGCCCCUACGCGAGCCUUAUUGAAAAGGCCCCUGACUAUAGAUAGGGCGUUAGCGCUUUACUAAUAACAUAGAAAGGGUUCCAACCAAAACCUACUCCUAACAAGUUGCUGAGUUCGGCUUUCGGGACUACUUAGGGCUUAUGGUUUAUAUAAAAAAGAGCCCUCGGCCUUCUUUCUUGUUUAAGGGCUGCUCGCCUUUUUGAAUAGAAGGAAGUGGGAUAGCGGAGGUGAUUUCGGUAAACCGAUGCAUGAGCUGAGGCUCCCAUGUCCCGCCGACCCUCCGAAAAAGUAAGGUCGUAAAACGGCUCAUAGGGAGUCAGAAGCAAGCAGAGUCAAAGGCGGGUCAAACUCACAUAAGCAUAGGGGGAGACACAUUCAUGAAAAGCGAGAAGCCGUGCCGUGGGGGACUGACCAACUAUGAAUAGAUCUUACUUAGGGCUAAGAGUAGGAACAUCUAUUAGUCCGUAUCGUGGGUCUACUUGUUACAAAAGGCAAACAUCCCCAUUCCAAAACAUUCACAUUGGUCCUCAGGCAGGCAUCGAAAAGGGGACGAAAAGAGUCUAUUUACCUUUACAAUAUUCCGGAAUGUAUCAUGGCCCUAUCCAUUCAUCUUUUUCUUCAAAAAAAAAGAGUUCCGCAUCUUUCCGGGGCCCGGGGAACAAAUAGGCGCGGGGAAGAGGGAGAGGGGGGCUACGAGCCCUCUCCCGUUGCUGUUCCCGGACCACCCAUCCCUUCCUUCCCCUUCGCCCGGCCCGGUGAGGUCCGAUCAGAUCAGAUCUAUCGAACGAAGUGAAGUGAUAGGAAGAGAAGACUUCUGGCGGGAGAUCUCUAUUCAUUACACCUCCUUGACUAGUAAGGGGAAAAGGGAAGUGCGCUCUUGCGCACCAGCUGAAGGAAGGAGCUUUGGAAGCUUACCAACAACCUAUCAACUCCUAACAAGUUGCUGGAUCGAAGUAGGACAUUCUCCAUCCGCCCGCCAGCAGCAGAGGGGGUUCGAUUCCCGUUAUACGCGAUGUGGCGAAAAAGACUGAUUCAACAAUACAUCAUGCCUGCAUUAAGAUUUAAAACUUGUCGUCUACUUUCAGGAAAUGUUCGGAAGAGAGAACUUACAAUAAUACAACGCCGCAUUCUCCGAAGAUUGAGGAAGAAGAACAGAUCUAUUAAGAGAAAGAUUUAUUCGAGAGAAAAUCUUAACAGUUACAUCCAAUUACAAACUACACGAAAGUUGUCCCUUUUUUAUGGGGAUUUACCCAUCACAGAGAUGCACAGAGGAACAGAACAAACUUCAUAUAUCCCUUUUCCACUCAAUCCAGAAACAAGAUCGGACGUUAUUCCGGUUCGUCUCCAUUUUCGUGAAACUAUUCCUCAAGCAAGGCAGCCGAUAAGUCAUCGAAGGGUUUGUGUGAAUAAUGGAAUGGUAAGCAUUACUCAUUUGAAAGUGUCCCACGGUGAUCUAAUAUCUUUUCAAGAAAAUUACGCGAGAAUCCGCGGUGAAGAAAUAAGGAGAUCUUUCUAUAUCGAAAUAUCAGUUGAUAAAAUCAUAGGCAAAUUCCUGCCGGUAAGAAUGUGGAGAAGAACGAAAACAGAAUGGUUCCACCUACUCAAAACUAAGAGGGGAUGCCACCUACUACUAAAAUCCCGGUUUUUGAAACAGUUGCGUUCUUCUAUGCAAGAAGAAGACUUAGAAAGAACAAAGAAGUUUGGAUCCGAAAAAGUAUGCUUAGGCAGUUCCUUCGCUGAGCACAACAGAAUGAAGAGGAAUUUGUAUCAUUUCAAAUCCCUAUUCUUAUCGAAGAGAAGGAAGGAUAAAAACCGAUAUCUUCCUACUCGAAGAAGAAGUACUUUAGUUUACAACUCUUCUUUAUAUAGUAAUUCGACCUAUUGCUCCGCAGCCCCCCAUCAGUUUACUAUGAAGAGAAGAAUCAAAAGGAUCGAACUACCUACUCAUUAUUCGGAGGUGAAUCAUAGAACACCAAAAGCUGUGGUAUCUUAUGGACCUAACAUAGGUCACAUCCCUCACGACAUAAGAUUGAAAGAUCCAAACCUUCCUCUUCGGAGCGGAAACGGACGUGGCCAAAACAUAUAAAGAUCGGCGUAGUCGCUCAUAGGGACAAAUCUAUCCGGAUAGAGGAUGUCUAGAUCGAUUUAUAGAUAGAUUUCUAUCCAUAUAGAUAGGUAUCUCCGUGGAUAGAGAAAAAAAUAGGGAUCCAUCUAGAUCUUGAUUCACUAUUUCAUUCCAUUUUUUUUUUUUACGACAAGUUUGAAAUCUGCAAGGAAACAUCGUUUUUCAAUUAUUACUUUCUGGGUCGGAGCGUAGACGAGCGAGCAGAGCCCAGGAAACAGGGAAGCCCGUGAUAGAGCAGUCGACUAGAAGUAGAAGACUGCUGGCCUGAGAGAAGGCGGCCUCUCUCGGCAAAGAUGGCCCAAUUUCUAUUCUUUCUUUUUUAUUUCGGGUUUAUUUCUUUUUUCAGGGGCCCAGAACGCUAAAAGGUGGGGGAGAAGCAAGCCGAACCUCUGAUCGACCGAGACACAUAAAAAAUUCUCGGCGUCGAGAGAAGAGAUUUGAGAUUCCGUAAGUAACUCAGUGAGUGCUUUCUAAGCUAAGAAGGGCUUGGAAGAAGAAAAUGAAAUUGGAACAACCGCGCUGGUCGUAAUAGAUCGACUUUCAUGCUAGUUCUUGCUCAAGCAUGAAAGUUCCAUUUCAGGAAAGGACGACGUACCAUGAUACUUUCUGUUUUGUCGAGCCCUGCUUUGGUCUCUGGUUUGAUGGUUGCACGUGCUAAAAAUCCGGUACAUUCCGUUUUGUUUCCCAUCCCAGUCUUUCGCAACACUUCAGGGUUACUUCUUUUGUUAGGUCUCGACUUCUCCGCUAUGAUCUUCCCAGUAGUUCAUAUAGGAGCUAUAGCCGUUUCAUUCCUAUUCGUUGUUAUGAUGUUCCAUAUUCAAAUAGCGGAGAUUCACGAAGAAGUAUUGCGCUAUUUACCAGUGAGUGGUCUUAUUGGACUGAUCUUUUGGUGGGAAAUGUUCUUCAUUUUAGAUAAUGAAAGCAUUCCAUUACUACCAACCCAAAGAAAUACGACCUCUCUGAGAUAUACGGUUUAUGCCGGAAAGGUACGAAGUUGGACUAAUUUGGAAACAUUGGGCAAUUUACUUUAUACCUACUAUUCCGUCUGGUUUUUGGUUCCGAGUCUUAUUUUAUUAGUAGCCAUGAUUGGGGCUAUAGUACUGACUAUGCAUAGGACUACUAAGGUGAAAAGACAGGAUGUAUUCCGACGAAAUGCUAUUGAUUUUAGGAGGACUAUAAUGAGGAGGACGACAGACCCA
Syzygium oleosum is the source of this 3857-nucleotide messenger RNA. Its product is annotated as ribosomal protein S4, mitochondrial. Gene Ontology annotation, molecular function: structural constituent of ribosome; rRNA binding. Gene Ontology annotation, biological process: positive regulation of translational fidelity. Gene Ontology annotation, cellular component: small ribosomal subunit. The transcript has a single exon. The coding region runs from base 1546 to 2619 and encodes 357 amino acids. Lineage: Eukaryota; Viridiplantae; Streptophyta; Magnoliopsida; Myrtales; Myrtaceae. The record is from RefSeq and is a predicted model, not a curated record.